Messenger RNA from Xylona heveae TC161, 1215 nucleotides. Its product is annotated as mitochondrial carrier. Gene Ontology annotation, cellular component: mitochondrion. The transcript is spliced from 2 exons. The record is from RefSeq and is a predicted model, not a curated record. Gene Ontology annotation, biological process: pyrimidine nucleotide import into mitochondrion. Gene Ontology annotation, molecular function: pyrimidine nucleotide transmembrane transporter activity. The coding region runs from base 1 to 1215 and encodes 404 amino acids. NCBI's taxonomy places the organism in Eukaryota, Fungi, Ascomycota, Xylonomycetes, Xylonales, Xylonaceae.
AUGUCCCUCGAACGCAAAGAGCCACCUUCAGGCGCAACACACUAUGUUCCACACACACCAAAAACACAUGUGCAAUCCGGGGAUGGCGGGGUCUCCAAUUCUGACUCGCCUUCCCUAAUUACCCGCCUUGAAAUUUUAUCGACAACCGUACCAAAGCCCUACAUUACCAGUUUCUGCGGAGCCAGUGGUGGGGUUGCUUCAGGAAUCGUGACCUGCCCACUAGACGUGAUUAAGACGAAGUUACAAGCCCAAGGUGGUUUCCGAGGACGACGGGAUGCCAGUGGAGCUGCCGUCUACCGUGGAAUGCUGGGCACUGCGCGAGUGAUAUGGCGAGAAGAUGGCAUUAGAGGAAUGUAUCGUGGACUCGGCCCAAUGAUGCUGGGUUAUCUUCCGACCUGGGCGGUAUAUCUGAGUGUCUAUGACAGUGCGAGGGAGUACUACUAUACAGUGAUAGACAAUAGAUUUGUCGCCCGAGCACUUGCAUCCAUUACCGCCGGCGCUUGCUCUACAAUGGCCACAAAUCCAAUCUGGGUCAUUAAGACCCGAUUGAUGUCUCAAGGCAGUGCGCGGGUAGGUGACAAUGGAGUACGAGCACCAUGGCACUACAAAUCCACACUUGACGCAGCACGUAAAAUGUAUAAAAACGAAGGUAUAUUAGCCUUUUAUUCUGGACUUACACCCGCUCUUCUCGGCCUCACACACGUUGCCGUACAAUUUCCGCUUUAUGAAUAUUUCAAGAAGCAAUUUACUGGACUAGAGAUGGGGCAGCAACAGGAAAACGACAGUAGCAACCACUGGAUCGGAAUAUGCACCGCUACUUUCUUGAGCAAAGUUUGCGCAAGCUCAGCAACUUAUCCGCAUGAAGUUCUCCGCACUAGAUUACAGACGCAGCAGCGAUCUUCACCUGUUCAGUCAAACGAGGGCAUCUCAUUCCGUGGGGGCCUGGACCGACAUCAAAAAUUCGGACACCCACCUGGUGCGUCAUCCUCGGAUGGCAUGAUAAAUAUUCCUCGCUAUCAAGGCGUCAUUAAGACCUGCAAGAUUAUUCUCAAAGAAGAAGGCUGGAGAGCAUUUUAUACGGGCAUGGGUACAAACAUGAUUCGAGCAGUGCCGGCAGCUGUGACAACCAUGAUGACCUACGAAUAUAUGCAGAGCACCAUCCAUCGAUUACAAGCCGAGGGCCAUCGAAAGUUAGAGCUCAUGGACGGCGAUUGA